Messenger RNA from Mesoplodon densirostris (Blainville's beaked whale), 1500 nucleotides. RefSeq names its product internexin neuronal intermediate filament protein alpha (gene INA). Gene Ontology annotation, biological process: intermediate filament organization. Bases 1 to 1500 code for a protein of 499 amino acids. Gene Ontology annotation, molecular function: structural constituent of postsynaptic intermediate filament cytoskeleton. The transcript has 3 exons. Gene Ontology annotation, cellular component: postsynaptic intermediate filament cytoskeleton; intermediate filament; cytoplasm. NCBI's taxonomy places the organism in Eukaryota, Metazoa, Chordata, Mammalia, Artiodactyla, Ziphiidae. The record is from RefSeq and is a predicted model, not a curated record.
AUGAGCUUCGGCUCGGAGCACUACCUGGGCGCCGCCUCCUCCUACCGCAAGGUGUUCGGAGACGGCUCGCGCCUGUCCUCGCGCCUCUCCGGGGCCGGCGGCGCGGGUAGCUUCCGCUCGCAGUCGCUGUCCCGCUGCAAUGUGGCCUCCUCGCCUGCCUGCUCCUCGGCCUCGUCGCUCGGCCUGGGCCUGGCCUACCGCCGGUCUCCGGCGUCCGAGGGGCUGGACCUGAGUCAGGCGGCGGCGCGCACCAACGAGUACAAGAUCAUCCGCACUAACGAGAAGGAGCAGCUUCAGGGCCUCAACGACCGCUUCGCCAUGUUCAUAGAGAAGGUGCACCAGCUGGAGACGCAGAACCGCGCGCUCGAGGCCGAGCUGGCCGCGCUGCGGCAUCGCCACGCCGAGCCGUCGCGCCUCGGCGAACUCUUCCAGCGCGAGCUGCGCGAGCUGCGCGCGCAGCUGGAGGAGGCGAGCUCGGCGCGCGCUCAGGCCCUGCUGGAGCGCGACGGGCUGGCGGAGGAGGUGCAGCGGCUACGGGCACGCUGCGAGGAGGAGAGCCGAGGGCGCGAAGGGGCCGAGCGCGCCCUGAAGGCGCAGCAGCGCGACGUGGACGGCGCCACGCUGGCCCGCCUGGAUCUGGAGAAGAAGGUGGAGUCGCUGCUGGACGAGCUGGCCUUCGUGCGCCAGGUGCACGACGAGGAGGUGGCCGAGCUACUGGCCACGCUGCAGGCGUCGUCGCAGGCCGCGGCCGAGGUGGACGUGGCUGUGGCUAAACCAGACCUGAGUUCGGCGCUGAGGGAGAUCCGCGCCCAGUAUGAGUCCCUGGCCGCCAAGAACCUGCAGUCAGCUGAGGAGUGGUACAAGUCCAAGUUUGCCAACCUGAACGAGCAGGCGGCGCGCAGCACCGAGGCCAUCCGGGCCAGCCGCGAGGAGAUUCACGAGUACCGGCGCCAACUGCAGGCACGCACUAUCGAGAUCGAGGGGCUGCGCGGGGCCAACGAGUCCUUGGAGAGGCAGAUCCUGGAGCUGGAGGAGCGUCACAGUGCCGAGGUGGCCAGCUACCAGGAUAACAUUGGGCAGCUGGAGAAUGAUCUGAGGAACACCAAGAGUGAGAUGGCGCGCCACCUUCGGGAAUACCAGGACUUGCUCAAUGUCAAAAUGGCUCUUGACAUUGAGAUAGCAGCUUACAGGAAACUGCUGGAAGGCGAAGAGACGCGUUUUAGCACCAGUGGAUUAAGCAUUUCAGGGCUGAAUCCACUUCCCAAUCCAAGUUAUCUGCUCCCUCCUAGAAUCCUCAGUUCUACCACCUCCAAAGUCUCAUCCAGUGGGCUGUCUCUUAAGAAAGAGGAGGAGGAAGAGGAGGCUUCUAAGGUAGCCAUGAAGAAAACCUCCCAGAUAGGGGAAAGUUUUGAAGAAAUAUUGGAGGAGACAGUGAUAUCUGCUAAGAAAACCGAGAAAUCAAAUAUAGAAGAAAACACCAUUUCAAGCCAAAAAAUAUAA